AUGUCGUCAACUACAAUUCCUAGUGGGUCUCGCGACAUCGUUCUCGUGCGCGCAACAGUGGACGACGUUCCGGCAGUCCUCCAUCUCCUAGAUACCGCUGUCAAAUGGCUGGUAGCGCAUGACAGAAUUGGGCAGUGGGGAACAGGACCAUUCUCAGAGAAUCCACGGCGCGCCGAACAGCUGAAAGAAUUUGCAACAACCGGCCAUGGCCUUUGGCUCGCCAUCAAGGUCGCUGAUAGCACGACAAUCGACCAAACUCCACCCUCCGAUAUACUCUCCAAGACUGUGAACGGAGAAAGUUCGGGUUUCAUCGUAGGAGCAAUUGCUGUUGGAGACAGAAUGCCUUACGCACCACCUGUCUCUGAGCCUGAGCUUUACGUGAAAUUAUUGAUCACUGAUCGACAAUGGGCUGGUCACCAGAUUGGCAAACGCCUUCUGGAACAUGCCCGUCAUCUCGCCAACGAGGCUGGAGUCUCAUUGCUACGGGUGGAUUGCUAUGCAGGUGAUGACAGAAAAUUGGUCAGAUACUACGAGUCUCAAGGAUUUAAGCGAUCCGAAAGGUUUGAUCUCGCAGGAGGCUGGCCUUGUCAAGUACUAGCUCAGAAUUUAUCUGACGUGAAGGAAGAGUAG
Molecule: messenger RNA, 630 nt
Organism: Penicillium griseofulvum
Lineage: Eukaryota; Fungi; Ascomycota; Eurotiomycetes; Eurotiales; Aspergillaceae
Product: GNAT family N-acetyltransferase
Exons: 2
Coding region: 1-630 (209 amino acids)
Molecular function (GO): acyltransferase activity, transferring groups other than amino-acyl groups
Source: RefSeq, a predicted model, not a curated record